AUUGUCCAGCCUUUGCAUAGGGAGGACAGAAAAAAUAACUGAGAAAAUGGCUGCCUCGCGGGAUCUGCUGCGACCCAGGGGCCUUCCCUUCCUGCUCGCUCAUCUCUUCUGCUGUGGACUGGUCCUUCAGGUGGUGGCGAGCAAUGGAGCUUCCCAGAGUGAUAUGUACCACGGGCACUCGCACGACCACCACGGGCACUCACACGACCACCACGGGCACUCGCACGACCACCACCACCACCAUCACGGGCACUCGCAUGACCACGUGGAUGACCUCACUGGCUACUCCUAUCCACAAGAUCAUCCCGUACACUCCCAACAGCAGGAGCAUGACGGGAGGAGUCGCUGGACGCGUGCUGCAGCGUCGAAGGUGUCAGAACACAGGACGGAGGUGUCUAACCCAUUUCAACUGUGGUCGCAGGCUGUUGGAGCGACAGUGUUGAUCAGCGCCGCUCCUUUCUUCAUCCUGUUUUUCAUCCCCGUCGAAUCGAACACCUCCAAACACAAGUGCCUUCUCAAGGUGCUGCUGAGCUUUGCUUCAGGAGGGCUCCUUGGAGAUGCCUUUCUCCAUCUCAUUCCACACGCACUUGAUCCACAUUCUCACAAUGAGGCUCCUGAGCGCCGCCUCAAACCUUUGGAGAAUAUUGACCAUGGGCACUCACAUCGAGGUGACGACCACGACCACUCCCACAUGAUGUCUGUCGGCCUGUGGGUCCUCGGUGGAAUCAUCGCCUUCCUUGUGGUGGAGAAGUUUGUGCGUCAUGUGAAAGGGGGUCACAGUCACAGUCACAGUCAUUCUCACGCUGCUGCUCCGAACGCCAAGGAGAGCUCGGAGGAGGAGGAAAAGGAGAAGGAUCACAGUAAACAUGGUGAACAGAGGGCUGGCAGCAGGCGCCGGAAGCCCGAAAGCCCCCGUAUCAAGACCGAAGCUGCCAAGGCCCCAGGACAGGUCUCGGAUAUCAAAGUGUCGGGAUAUCUGAACCUGGCGGCUGACUUCACCCAUAACUUCACCGACGGCCUGGCGAUUGGCGCCUCCUUCCUGGUCAGCACCAAUGUGGGCAUCAUCACCACCGUCACCAUCCUACUCCACGAGAUACCGCACGAGAUCGGAGACUUUGCCAUCCUGGUGCAGUCUGGUUGCAGCAAGCACAAAGCCAUGAUGCUGCAGCUGAUUACUGCCGUGGGGGCACUGGCCGGCACAGCCUGCUCUCUGAUGGCCGAGGGGAUCGGGGAGGCCGCCACUGCCUGGAUCCUGCCGUUCACCGCCGGCGGCUUCAUCUACAUUGCCACUGUCUCAGUCAUUCCAGAGCUGCUGGAUGACUCGAAGCCCCUGCAGUCGCUGCUGGAGAUCGCCGCUCUGCUGGUCGGGGUCCUCAUGAUGGUCCUGAUCGCUGAGUAUGAGUAGGACGUGGCGGGGCUGGGUCGGGGGCAUUGGGGUGGGCUGGGUACACAGAGAGAGAGAAAGAAAGAAAGGGAGUUUGUGAGAGGCACCGACACUAGGCAGGAGUUGCCCUGUCACGGGCAGAUGAGAGGGCACAAGGAGAUACAUAACCAAUAGGAACCACUAGGACUGAGGUCUGCAGUAAGUCAGGCAGCCCUCAACCUCCUGCAAUUGGGACUUCUCUGGUGGAGUUAACACUCAGGAGUGGCAUGUUUAUCAGCUGAUAAUCAGUUUUAUAUAUAAAUAUAUAUAUUUUUUAAGAAAAUGUCAUUGUGCUAGUCUGGCUGAGUGUCCAGACCCUUCCAAACCUAUAUUGCUCUUUCUGCCAGUGCAUUAACUUGAGCAACAAGGGGGCCUGGAUAGUGACAACCGACCCACGCUGGCCAUUCCUCAUUUUUUGUUUUUUUUUAAAAAAAAGCAUUUCCUGCAUCACUUGUACCCCCGCUAGCUUGCUAUCUGUCGUGUCAGGAAUCAAAAACUGCUGUUUCAACACUCGAGUGGUGGAAGCGGACUGGAUACGGGGAGGGGGGUGGAGAGAGAAAGUGGUAAGACUGUCUGUGUUUGCCCAUUGCUGGUAGAAGUGGCACCGGGCUCCCAGACCGGCUCCAGGAAACAGAAACCCUGUUCUGCACCCCUCUCUCAAUCUUACUGGCAAUUGCAGAUUCCAGACUUCACGUUGUCUUGUUUCUUGUGAAUGUGAGGUGGCGGAGGAAAACUGACAAACCGGUGGAAAUUUAACCCAGCUGACCAGAGCACCACAAGCAGGUGAGCCGAGAGUUGGGUUAAAAUUGCUCCGUGUGUGUGUUUAUAUAUACAUGUGUAAUUUUUAAAAGUGUAAUCUGACACGUAUGGGUAAUUUUUCAUUUUGGUUUUAAGUACUGUAAUCUGACUCCACGUAGGAGCUGUAUUGGAAGAGAAUCAUGGCUACAAUUAGUUGGGUUUACUUGUCAUUUCCUUUUGCUGCGUAAGUCCUGUAUCAAUGGUUCUAAAAUGAUUUAAAAUAAAACUCAAUCCUUUGCAUUCAAGAAAUUUGUGUAAAAUAAAACCCACAUGUACUCUG
Messenger RNA from Rhincodon typus (whale shark), 2501 nucleotides. RefSeq names its product protein catecholamines up. Gene Ontology annotation, cellular component: membrane. The coding region runs from base 47 to 1405 and encodes 452 amino acids. Gene Ontology annotation, biological process: intracellular zinc ion homeostasis; zinc ion transmembrane transport. The transcript has 7 exons. NCBI's taxonomy places the organism in Eukaryota, Metazoa, Chordata, Chondrichthyes, Orectolobiformes, Rhincodontidae. The record is from RefSeq and is a predicted model, not a curated record. Gene Ontology annotation, molecular function: zinc ion transmembrane transporter activity.